UAACUCAGCUAACUGAUUUCUCAUUUGAACCAAAAAAUAAAGACGAGUAUGUGGAGGCGCAGGGCUUUUUCUCUCCUUCGACCACCGCAAACAAGACCCUUCUCCACCACCACCACUACCACCGCCACAGGUGAAACUCCAUCUCUGUACUCUUUCCUGCAACCCUCCCUUUUCUCCUUAAAGCCCCAACAAACAGCAUCACCACCGUCUCCACCUCCCACAUCUUCUAAAAUCAUUACCCCAGAACACAAAACCACCCUAGAAAUCACCCUCCAACAAUCUCUUUCCACCGCCGACACUGAUGAAGCUUGGAAAUCAUUCAAGUCUCUCACAAACACUUCCUCUUACCCCAGUAAGUCUCUCACCAAUUCCCUCAUUACCCACUUAUCUUCUCUCUCGGAUGUUCAUAAUCUCAAAAGGGCUUUCACUGCUGUUGUUUUCUUGGUUGAGAAGAAUCCCAAUUUGUUAGAUUUUGAUUCUGUGAGUAGGGUUUUGAGUUCCAUGGCUGCUGCUAAUUAUGCUGCUCCUGCUUUUUCCUUAGUUAAAUGUAUGUUUAAGAAUAGAUUUUUUGUCCCUUUUGAUAUGUGUGGUCCUGUGCUUGUUGAGAUUAGUAAGAAGAAUGGGAGUUUUGUUGGGUAUUUGGGUGUUUUUCAUGAGAAUUGUAGGGUUGCUAUUGAUGAGAAGUUGGAUUUUAUGAAACCUAAUUUGGAUGCUUGUAAUGCUGCUUUGGAGGGGUGUUGUUCCGAUCUUGAAUCGGUGGAGGAAGCGGAAAGGGUUAUUGAGUUGAUGUCGGUUUUGGGGGUUAGGCCCAAUGAAUUGAGUUUCGGGUUGCUUGGGUAUUUGUAUGCGUUGAAGGGCCUAGAAGGGAAAAUAGUCGAGUUGGGGAGUUUGAUGGGUGGAUUUGGAUUUACGGAUAAAAUGGUGUUCUUGAGUUAUCUGAUUCGGGGUUAUGUUAAAGCAGGCAGUAUGGAAUCGGUCUCUAAGACGGUCUUGUGUAGUUUGAAAGCAGGAGAAGGAGAUGGUUCAAAAUUCAGUGAAGAAACUUACUGUGAGAUUGUGAAAGGGUUUCUAAAGCAUGGGAGUAUUAAGGAUUUAGCAGCAUUGGUUGCUGAAGCUCAAAUGUCAGAGCCUGAAAAUGUCGUUGGGGAACAAUCUACAGGGUUUGGAAUUGUUAAUGCUUGUACUGUACUUGGGAUGUUGGAUAAGGCACAUAGUAUAUUGGAUGAGAUGAAAGCUAAAGGAGCUGUUGUUGGACUUGGGGUGUAUUUGUCAAUCUUGAAAGCCUACUGUAAAGAGUAUAGGACAGCUGAAGCUGCGCAAAUGGUAGCGGAGAUCAAUUGUUCUGGCUUGCACUUGGAUGUUAGUUGUUAUGACUCUUUAAUAGAAGCGUCAAUGUCAAGCCAGGAUUUCCAGUCUGCAUUUUCUUUGUUUAGGGACAUGAGGGAUGCAAGAAUAUCGGAGCUGAAAGGAAGUUAUCUUACCAUAAUGACUGGUUUGACAGAAAAUAACCGGCCUGAAUUAAUGGCAGCAUUCUUGGAUGAGGUUGUUGAGGAUCCUCGGAUAGAAGUGGGGACACAUGACUGGAAUUCUAUUAUUCAUGCUUUCUGUAAGGCUGGUCGGCUAGAAGAUGCUAGUAGAACAUUUAGGAGAAUGGCCUUUCUUCAUUUUGGACCUAAUGAGCAGACAUAUUUGUCAUUGAUUAAUGGUUACGUUGUUGCAGGGAAAUACUUUAAUGUUUUGAUGCUUUGGAAUGAGGUUAAAAGGCGAGUCUCGACUGAUGACUAUGGAGGCUUUAAGUUAAAUCACAAAUUGAUUGACGCUUUCCUCUAUGCACUGGUAAAGGGAGGAUUUUUUGAUGCUGUGAUGCAAGUAGUUGACAAAUCUCGAGAAUGGAAGAUAUUCAUUGAUAAGUGGAGAUAUAAACAAGCAUUCAUGGAGACCCACAAGAAACUUAAAGUAUCUAAGCUGAGAAGGAAGAAUUUCAAGAAGAUGGAGGCCCUAAUUGCUUUUAAGAAUUGGGCUGGUUUGAGUGUAUGAAGCUUUUAGCCGUUCAAUGCCUGCUUUCAGGCAAAGAAUUGAGCUCCAUUGAAUUGGAUGAUGGUGGCUCUUUGUCGCUCGCUCUUGUCAAUGCAUAAGAUAGAAUGAAGGGAAGACCUCUCUUUAUCCCCCAGAAUUAUGAGUUUUAUCUGCUGCUCUUCAGAAAUUUCAUGGGCUUACAGCUUUAUCCAGGAACCUUGUGAACUUCCAAUUGUUGCUGAUGGGCCAUGUCAUAAGUUGCAUGGAGACCAAAUAUUAAGUAGUAGAUCAACAUUACAACUGUACAGAUCCCAAAUCUUAUGAAAGCUUCAGUUCUUAAUGAACCCAUUAGGAACAAAUUUAUGGCAAUAGACAAGGAUGGAAUCCACGGAACAAACGGGACACCCCAGACCUUUGGUGUACGUUCCUGAGGCAAUUUGAUAGCUAUUCCCAUGGUUGCCAAAAACCAACAAGGACCAGUUAUAGCAUAACCUAACCAGCCAUGGGGAUUUGAACUCCAAUAAGCUGAGCUUCCCAUAGAAGCAGCAAUGAUGAUCAGCAAUAAUAUAACAAGUGUCCUGAGAUUUCUGCGACUAGUGACUCCUUUCACAUAAUACCUUCUCACUAGAAGUGCAAUUGCCAUCAUCAUGAAGAUAAACAACGUGCUGAUAGAUAACAAGUCUGCUAACAUGUCUAAGCUUGAGAAGAAAGCAAAACUGGCGCUUAAGAUAGUAGUUAAUAAUGUGGCGUUUAUGGGUGUGCCUGUUUUCGGGUGUACAAGAGCAAACAAUGGUGGAAUCAUAUGAGCUCGUGCUAUGUGAGUCGUGUAUCGAGCUUGUCCAAGUGAUCCUACCAGUAGCACUGUUGUCAUUCCCUUAAGUGCACCAAGAGCAACCAGAGGCUUUGCCCACUUUAAUCCGACACUCUCGAAUGCAAGAGAGUAUGCUGCAUCUGGAUUGAUAUUUGUAUAUGGUUGCAUCAUACUCAGUGAAAGAGCCAUCAGGCAGUAUAUCACUAUGAUACAAGACAUUGAUCCAAGUAAGCCUAUUGGUAUAUCUGUUGCUGGGUUUUUUGUUUCUUCAGCCAGGUUGGCUAUUGUGUCAAAUCCACCAUAAGCAAAGUAUAUAACUGCUGCAGCUUGAAAUAUCCCCUUAACCCCAUAGGGAAGAAAUGGAGUCAUAUUCGAAGAUUUUCCAUGCAAAAAUCCUGCGAUAAUGACAAAGAUUAUCACGGCAGUGUUUAUCGCUGAUGCAAUCCAGUUAAUGAUGGAAGUUUUCCGGGUGCUUAUGAUGGCGAUAGUGGAAGAGAUUAUUAGAACUGCAACAGCAAUUGGAUCCAAAAGGUUGAACCCUUGAGAAAGAUUUGAACGUAUCCUUAAAGAAUCGGGGUGACGGUUUAACAGAGUUGUGAAAUAAGAGGUCCAACCUCUAGCAACUGCUGCACUCCCAACAAUACCUUCUAACAGAAUGUUACCUGCUGCUAUGAAUGCUACAAAGUCACCCAAUUCUAUUCUCAGGUAAGCAAAUGAACCACCUGCUACUGGAAUCUCUACUGCAAAUUCAGUGUAGCAGAAAACAGAAAGCAUUGCUGAGAAACCAGAAACCACAUAAGACAGAACAAUUGCUGGUCCAGCUCCAUCAUGAGCUUCUUUUCCAGUAAGAACAAAUAUUCCUGCACCAAUCACUGAACCGAACCCGAACCAGGUAAGGUCCCACCAAUUCAGGCAACGCUUCAUGUCGUUUUUGCUUUGCUGUCGAAUGUCUCCCAGCUCGUUUGCAUCGUCUGAUCGACUCACAAGACGGUCUCUGAAUCGGUGGCAUGUCUGUGAGACUGCCGACUUGUAGGAACUCCAGUUUUUGAAGGACUCUCCUGGGAAAAAAUCACUCUUGCUCAACUUCCAGUAGUUUGGUGGGUUUACAGUGUUUGGUUCUCUAGGAGUAGCCAUUGUUUUCUUAGUUUGGAGUUUUGUUUUUGCAGUAUGGCAAUGAGUCUUGUAUCUUGAAUUGUAGUAUCAGUAUGCAGUUUUUGACUUUCAAGUCUUUGGACUUCAAAGUUGUGAAUGAUAUUCAUCAGUAAUUUAGCUACUGUACAAAUA
This is a messenger RNA of Spinacia oleracea (spinach), 4111 nucleotides long. RefSeq names its product pentatricopeptide repeat-containing protein At1g69290. The record is from RefSeq and is a predicted model, not a curated record. Gene Ontology annotation, molecular function: protein binding. The coding region runs from base 49 to 2037 and encodes 662 amino acids. Lineage: Eukaryota; Viridiplantae; Streptophyta; Magnoliopsida; Caryophyllales; Amaranthaceae. The transcript is spliced from 2 exons.